This is a messenger RNA of Galeopterus variegatus (Sunda flying lemur), 781 nucleotides long. RefSeq names its product AT-rich interactive domain-containing protein 3A-like. NCBI's taxonomy places the organism in Eukaryota, Metazoa, Chordata, Mammalia, Dermoptera, Cynocephalidae. The transcript has 3 exons. The record is from RefSeq and is a predicted model, not a curated record. The annotation marks the transcript as partial. Gene Ontology annotation, molecular function: DNA binding.
AUGAAGCUGCAGGCCGUGAUGGAGACGCUCUUGCAGAGGCAGCAGCGGGCCCGUCAGGAGCUGGAAGCCCGGCAGCAGCCGACCCCCGACCCCCCAACUGGUCCCCCGGCCCGGGCGCGGGCCACCCCCGAUGAGGACAGAGAGCCUGAGAAUGCUCGCAUGCAGCGGGCACAGAUGGCUGCGCUGGCCGCUAUGCGGGCUGCUGCCGCGGGUCUCGGACAUCCACCCAGCCCCAGUGGCUCUGAGGAUGGGCCACCAGGCUCUGAGGACGAGGACACAGCCCGGGAGGGGACACCAGGCUCUCCCGCCCCGCCAGGCAGAGGCAGGAAAGGGCCCGGACGCACCGAAGGAGACGGGCACUUUGAGGACGUGGGCUCUGACGAUGACCUGAAGCCGAAAUGGGAAGAGGAGCUGGAGGAAGACCUUGGGGACGAGGAGGAGGACGAGGAGGAUGAUUAUGAGGACGAGGACGAGGAGGAAGAGGAGGGGCUGGGUCCCCCGGGCCCCGCCAGCCUGGGCUCCACAGCCCUGUUCCCCCGCAAGGCGCAGCCUCUCCAGGCCUUCCGCGGCGAUGGCAUUCCCAGGGCACUGGGUGGCCCGGAGCGGCCGGGACCCAGCCCGGCUCACCCUGGAGGGGCCGCCCAUGUGGCUCCCCAGCUGCAGCCACCUGACCACGGGGACUGGACCUACGAGGAGCAGUUCAAGCAGCUUUACGAGCUCGACGGGGACCCCAAAAGGAAGGAAUUCCUGGACGACUUGUUCAGCUUCAUGCAGAAGCGAG